AUGUGGCUGUCCCGGCCCUGCUCUGCAGCGGCCGCUGCCCGGCGGGCGCUGGCCCCGGCCCCGGCCCCGAGACCCUACUGCACCCGCCGCGCCCAGCGCCAGGGGCUGCUCUUCCGGCAGCUCUUUGAGCCCGUGAGCUGCACCUACACCUACCUGCUCGCGGACCUGAAGACCAAGGAGGCGGUUCUUGAUCGACCCGUCGUUCUGGAGACGCCACGCGGGACGCGGAGUCUGGUGAGGGAGCUGGGCCUCAACUUACAGUAUGCAGCCAACACCACACCUGCCACGCCGACCAUGUCCGGGCACCGUGCUGAGAAGAUGCUGCCAGGCUGCCGCAGCGUGAUCUCCCAGGACAGCGGGGCCUUGGCCGACAUCCUUCAUCCGCGAGGGCCACGCCCUGGAAUUCGGGCCUUCGUAAGUCACCUGGGCACUGGGGCUGGGAGACCGGACUCUCGGGUUCUCUCCUUGGUGCUGAGAGGGCAGGGCCCUGGAAGCCCGUCCACCCCUGACACACGGCUGACGGCUGCCCUGACCUACGUGCUCAGUGACAGGACCAUGGCCUUCAGCGGGGACGCCCUGCUGAUCCGGGGACUUGCGGCCGCACCGCUUCCACAGGACCCACUUCUCUCAACGCCCUCAGGCUCCCCGGAGACCCUGUACUGCUCUGUGCACGAGAAAAUCUUCACACUCCCCGGAGACUGUCUGAUCUACCCCGCCCACGACUACACGGGCCAGACGGUGUCCACUGUGGAGGAAGAGAGGACCCUGAACCCCCGACUGACCCUGAGCUGCGAGGCCUUUGUCCAACUGAUGAACAGUUUGAACCUUCCUGAACCCCAACAGAUUGAUUUUGCUGUCCCAGCAAACCUCAAGUGUGGGAUACAGGAUGCAGCAACUUAG
Messenger RNA from Chelonoidis abingdonii (Abingdon island giant tortoise), 900 nucleotides. Lineage: Eukaryota; Metazoa; Chordata; Testudines; Testudinidae. The record is from RefSeq and is a predicted model, not a curated record.